This is a messenger RNA of Purpureocillium lilacinum, 1707 nucleotides long. RefSeq lists its product as uncharacterized. Lineage: Eukaryota; Fungi; Ascomycota; Sordariomycetes; Hypocreales; Ophiocordycipitaceae. The record is from RefSeq and is a predicted model, not a curated record. Gene Ontology annotation, cellular component: membrane. Gene Ontology annotation, molecular function: acetyl-CoA transmembrane transporter activity.
AUGGGUGCCCGCGCCAGAAGACCGCAGUCGCCCAAGAACCGACCGCCUCCCCUUUCGCUGAAAGGAGAGAAUGCGAACGGCAAGAUGAGCAACGGUGUUGAGAUGCGGCGCAAAGCCGCCAACCACGACUCGGAUAAUGUGGCGAAGAACUUCAUCUCUCGGGAGAGCUUCUCCCUCGACGAACCCGUCCCGAAAACCCCCGUUUCGAGCGACCACGGCUUCUUCGAGUUGCCUCGGCAGGAUCAGCGGAACUUCCUCCUCUUAGUCUUGCUUUACUUCCUACAAGGCAUCCCAAUGGGCUUGGCGAUGGGCUCUGUGCCCUUUCUGCUCAAGAACCACAUGUCAUAUGGCGAAAUCGGAACGUUCAGUCUGGCAUCCUACCCCUAUUCGCUGAAGCUAUUCUGGAGCCCUUUCGUCGAUGCGGUGUGGAGCCCCAAGAUUGGCCGCAGGAAGACGUGGAUUGUGCCCAUUCAGCUCUUGUCGGGCAUUGGCAUGCUCUGGCUGGGCUCGCACGUCGAAAAGAUGAUGGAGACGACCGGCAAGCCUGGCGGCCCGACAGUCUGGAGCUUCAUGCUCUGGUGGUUCUUCCUCGUCCUCAUGUGUGCGACGCAGGACAUUGCUGUCGAUGGCUGGGCGCUUACGCUGUUGACCCCGGCAAACGUCUCCUAUGCAUCCACAGCCCAAACAGUUGGCUUGACCGCGGGGCACUUCAUGUCAUACACCGUGUUUCUGGCAUUGAACGCCAGUGACUUUGCGAACAAAUGGAUCAGGUCUGUUCCGUCCGAAGAGGGCUUGGUGUCUCUCGGCGGUUAUCUCACCUUCUGGGGCUGGGCGUACAUUGCCGUCACCAUUGGACUCGGCUUGUUGAAGCGCGAAGAGAAGUCGCAGAACGAGGACGGCGUGUGGGAUGUCUACAAGAUCAUGUGGGGCAUCCUCAAGCUCAAGAACGUUCAGACCAUCAUCAUUGUUCAUCUCAUUGCCAAGAUUGGCUUCCAGGCCAAUGAUGGCGUCACCAAUCUCAAGCUCCUGGACAAGGGCUUCGGCAAGGACAACAUGGCACUGACGGUGCUCAUCGACUUUCCGUUUGAGAUCGGACUUGGCUACUACGCAGGCAUGUGGUCGCAAAAGUACACGCCAAUGAGACUGUGGUGCUGGGGUUUCAUGGGACGGCUUGUUGCGGCCAUGAUUGCUCAGUUCACGAUCGCCAUCUUCCCCAGCAAUGGGGUGACAACGUGGUACCUGCUCCUCGUCAUCGGGGAGCACGUUUUCUCGACAUUCACAAACACGAUCAUGUUUGUUGCUGUGUCUGCGUUCCACGCCAAGGUGUCGGACCCGGUUAUCGGUGGCACCUAUAUGACUCUGCUCGCAACUGUCUCGAACCUCGGAGGGACCUUCCCACGAUACUUUGUGUUGAAGCUUGUGGAUGACUUCACCGUUGCCACAUGCCAUCCGAAUCUGUCUGUCGAUCACUCCAAAGUCAAGGGUCCGCUCAUCACGGAGGCCUUCUCCUGUGCGGUGCAGGCCGAAAAGGAGCGCUGUGACAACGGAGGCGGCUCGUGUGUCGUGACGCGGGAUGGCUACUACAUGGUCAACAUGCUGUGCGUCGCCUUCGGCCUUUUCACGCUCUUGUGGUAUAUCAAGCCCAAGGUGCUGCACCUGCAAAGCCUGCCGCUGCGCGCCUGGAGAUUAUCGCCGAACAAGCAAUGA